Messenger RNA from Nilaparvata lugens (brown planthopper), 3501 nucleotides. RefSeq lists its product as uncharacterized. The coding region runs from base 277 to 3141 and encodes 954 amino acids. Gene Ontology annotation, biological process: negative regulation of phosphorylation. NCBI's taxonomy places the organism in Eukaryota, Metazoa, Arthropoda, Insecta, Hemiptera, Delphacidae. Gene Ontology annotation, molecular function: protein phosphatase 2A binding. Gene Ontology annotation, cellular component: endoplasmic reticulum. The transcript is spliced from 17 exons. The record is from RefSeq and is a predicted model, not a curated record.
CAAAAUCAAAAUCUCAAGUCCUAAAAUGGCGUCAAUAAUCGCUAAAGUUGGAAUCUUCAACAAUUUCAAGUGAAAAGUGAAUAUUUAUCGCUCUUGUAUGUAGUUUUUACAAUUUUUCAAUGUCUAUUGUUUUGCUUGAAUAAUAAUUUUAUUUUUGUCGUAAUUUCCUUAUCAGCUUUGUGAUUGACGAAGGCGUAACGUCUGGUUUUCUAACCUUUUUCACUGCAAGCUUGUGCAUGGCGUAAUAUGGCUUCUAGUUGAAUAAUUUUGGAAAAAAUGGAUACUGUAAAGGAAAAGAUGGGUCCGCUCUCUACAAAACAUGACAAUGAUCAAUCCUGUGACCCAGGAUCACCUCUGGACAAGAAAAACUCAGGAAAUAUUUUCUAUGCUAUCUAUAUACCCGAACCAAAUAAAGCCGAUAAGUAUCAAACGAAGAUCUUCCACGACAAGUUGGAAGCCCUGACCCUGGUGAAGAGCGACAAGCGCGCCAGAUUCAAAGUGUGCUCGACUCUAGCCGAGGCGAUGACAUUCUCCAAAGAUGGCGGCGGCGGUGGCGGCCAUGGUGUGACGUCACAGCAGCAGUCGUCGUCUCUGUCGGUCGAGAAGUCGGCGUUCAGCGGACCCAAGUCCACCGAUCUUGUGCGCAUGCGCAAGGCUAUUGAAGCGGGAGACCUGGAGACAGUGAGGAAAACUGUGUGGGAUAACCCGCGCUACCUGGUUAGCAGUGGCGAUACGCCGUCUAUACUGCAAGAAGGUUCCCGCUACAACGCACUGCACGUGUGCGCGCGCACCCAGCAGGCGGCCAUUUGUGCGUUUAUUCUGCAGACAGUGGGCAGUGUGGAGUUUGUGCGACUGCUCUACGGCUCAUCAACAUCCAAUCACACCAGCGACGCCGACGAACGAUGUCGCGUGCUUGUCGAUCUCUACCUCAAUACUCCUGACAAAGGCCACAACGAGACACCACUGCACUUUGCGGCAAAACAUGGCGCCGCCGAAGUGGUGGAAGUGUUGGUUGCGCAUGCGCAGUGCGACAAGACGCGUGUCAACAAGUACGGGCAGACGGCUAGCGAGAUAAUUUGCACAAGAAGUAACGACAAGUCAGAAGGGCUGAGUCGCAGAAUCCGCGCCCUGCUCGACGAGCACUACUUUGUUCCUGUCCUGAGGUCGAGUGAUCCCACCGUGGAACCAUCGAUUGGUCAGCCCUUUUCCCCAUCUAGUCCUUUGAAUCUGAGUGGAGACAUAAUGAGCCCUGUGAAGGAGAUCCAAGGUCUAGCAGGUCCAAUGCCACUGGAUGUUGCCAAAGCUUUCCGCAAAAAUUGGAAAACUCCGCCCAGAGAUCCCCAAUCUCCCCUGCGCAAAGUCAUUCAAGAUCCGAUGAAAGGUCUUGAAAAUAUUGGAAGGAGACUAGCACAAGACUGUAACAUACCGUGGAAGGAGUAUUGGCCUUUUCUGGAUAUGUUUGCCGACUUCCAUAGUCAGGAAGGUCUCAAUCUUCUAGAAAAUUAUCUGGCGGAUAGAAUCUCGAUAGCAGACGGAAUAAGCAUUCACAACCGAUCCAAUCGUGAGAAGAGCAGCCAAUGCAGUACACCCGCUUCUAAACCGUCGCAAUCGCUGUUCAAUAAUCACGUGAUUAACAAUAACAAUAACUACAACAACUCCACGCCCAACUGUAGACUGUCGUCCGACAACUGUAGCGGCAACAAAAUGUCACGCGAUCCUCUGACGAGCGACAAGUUUGUCUGCGAGAAAAUGUCGCCGAACGACGGCAGCGACAGGAGUAGCGUGCUGUCGCCGAUGUCCGAGCUGUGUGUCGCGAUGAAAUCGUGUCGCCUGACGGAGAAUAGUCGCGCGGCCAGUCGCCAAGCGUCGCCGCUUAUAUCUGAUAUGGCGGCCGGGGCGACUGCUGCCCAACAAAUUGGCAACUGUGGGUUGUCGCCGAGGGUGGACUGUGAGUCGCCUGUGCCACCUCCUCUCAGUGUGCAUUUAUGUAUCGAGAAGUCGUGUCAGGUGUUCGCGAAACGCAUAAUAGACAACCUGUUGAUGUGCUCGUCGAGUGGGGCGGAGAUGCUGGCCUCGGAGGCGACACAUAUGCACACACUCAUCUCCAGCUUCCUGGUGGACGACCGGUUCGCCGCAGUCAACUUCGCACACCUGCACGACCGCAUCGCCAAAUGCAUCCUGCACAAAUUGGAUGCCUCCGACCUGCCCGAAUUCAACAGUGCUGUCAGAGCUGUUCGAUUGAAACAAAUGGAAGAAAGCGAGUCCUCGUCAUCGGAAGAUGAGUCGGCGCUGAUGUCAACUCCCUACCGCAGUGCAUCGCGACGCCUCUUCUCGGCCGCUGCCGCGUCUCGCAAGCGCAAGAUGCGUGAUCACGUGGUCUGCCUCACUAGCACCAUACUGGCCUGUCUCACUGAGGAGGAGCGGAGGAGGGGAACUGCUGAGAUGGGGGAGGAGGGAGAAGAAGGCGAAGGAGGUGUAGGAGCAGGAGGAGGUCAACUGCCGUCAACUGAGGAGGAAUGCAGCAUUGCCUGGCAGUCAGCUGUGCCCUGCCUGUGCAACUGGACUGUCACCGACAGCAAGCGACUGUCCUGGCGCAAUCGCUCCUUCUUCAACAAUAUGGACGCCAGGCGAGAGUGUCGCUGUAGCGAAGGUGACACCAACAGUGUACCAGAAUCGAACAAUGGUCUUUCAAAAACAAGUUCUGAUGAUGAUUCAGAUAAUUCUGAUGCUGAAAACAGGGAAUUUUACACCCCACCAUCUUCCCCAGGAAGUUCAAGACUUGUGACGUCAGACGAAGAUAUGAGCAUGGAGAGCCCUGAUGAAGGACCUGACAUAUUUAUAUACAGUGAUGGACCCACCUAUUUGGAUAAGGCAGUUUACGAAGCCAUAGAUCGUGAUAAGUUGGAUUCGAGCAAAUAUCCAUUCAUCUGCAGAUGGGUGCACUUCAUAUCGCUCUUCUCCAACGAGACCAGAGAAAGGUGGGGCCAACCCAAGCGCUCCCCCAACGGACAGCAUCCUUACAUCAAUUCCCCAUCAUCGAUGAACUCGUCGUUCGACAGCUACUCGCCCUGCAGAGCGACAAACCUCCGCACUAUAAGAAAGCCAGCAGCCAACUUUGCCAGCAAACGCCUCCUCUUCUGACACAUUCUUCCAGAAAACCCCACCCUGCCACUGCCCUGCUGUCAAUUGUCAACAAUUUGUGUCUAAAUUGUUAAAUCGAUGUUUUCCAUUCGUGUUGAUGGUCCAAUCUAUUCCAUAUUAACAUUUAACAUUUCCUACCAUUAUCUGUAUCGAUGUCCUCUUCCUAAAACAGAGAUGUAUAUUUUUUUACUGCUGAGACUAGAAUUGUAAUAAUGUAAGUAUUGUUAGAUGUUAGGAUUUGUAUGUCGAAAGUAAUGAUUUUGAUUCGUUGGCGAAUCUCAACUAGAACAAAAUAAUGUGAUGUAACUUAUUAAUGUGUAGCUACUUUGAUACCAAAUGAAAUUUAAAUAAAUAUUGUUA